UGGCUGAAUUUGGUUUUUGGUUCCCCAUUUUUCUUGGUCUCUCUCAGCAGUUCCUCAAAACAAGCACGCCUUUCUCUCGUUUUCCUCGCCUAUUCCUGUCCCUAUUCCAUUCGCCUUCUUCACACAUCCUCAUUCAUUCCCACCACCUCUCUUUCACUCUUCACCAUGACAUUGCUUUUCUGAUUAAUCUCUUUCUUCCAUCUCAAUUUUAUGACUUUUUCUCUAGUUCUUAGGAAGUGUUCUUUGUGUUGAGACUGAUUUUGCCAAAAAAGAGUUGAAGAUGUCAAGCUUUGUGGGUGUUCUUGUUUCUGAUCCAUGGCUUCAAAGUCAAUUCACCCAAGUCGAGCUUCGUACCCUCAAAUCCAGAUUUCUUUCGUUAAGGAGCCAAUCGGGUCGUUUCAAGGUGGAAGAUUUGCCUCCUGUUUUUGCGAAAUUGAAAGCUUUCGACGAAAUGUUUACCGAGGAUGAGAUUAAAGAUUUCUUAAAGGAAAAAAGUAGAGCCGUGGGUGAAGAAAUAGACUUCGAGUCAUAUCUUCGGGCAUAUCUAGAUUUACAAGGCAGAGCAACAGCUAAAUCAGGCGGAUCUAAAAGCUCUUCUUCAUUCCUCAAGGCUGCCACAACUACGUUUCAUCAUGCCAUUAACGAAUCCGAAAAGGCUUCUUAUGUUGCACACAUAAACAGUUUUCUGGGUGAAGAUCCAUUUCUGAAGAACUAUCUCCCUUUAGAUCCAAGUACCAAUGAUUUGUUUGACCUUGCGAAAGAUGGUGUUCUUCUCUGUAAGCUUAUCAAUGUAGCUGUUCCAGGGACCAUAGACGAACGAGCUAUCAAUACGAAAAAAGUCCUUAAUCCAUGGGAGAGAAAUGAAAACCAUACCCUUGGCCUUAACUCUGCAAAGGCUAUUGGAUGCACAGUGGUUAACAUUGGCACACAAGAUUUGGUUGAAGCUAGACCGCAUCUGCUGCUUGGGCUGAUAUCACAAAUAAUUAAGAUUCAAGUGCUGGCUGAUCUUAAUCUGAAAAAAACUCCUCAACUUGUGGAACUGGUGGAUGAUAGCAAGGAAGUGGAAGAACUCAUAGGGCUAGCACCAGAGAAAGUCUUACUCAAAUGGAUGAAUUUUCAUCUGAAAAAAGCUGGCUAUGAGAAACAAGUUACAAACUUUUCAUCAGAUGUGAAGGAUGGAGAGGCAUAUGCUUAUCUGCUCAAUGCUCUUGCACCUGAGUUCUCUGGUCCAGGGACUUUGAAUGUUAAAGAUCCUUCUGAAAGAGCUAAUAUGGUUCUUGAUCUUGCAGAAAAAUUGGAUUGUAAAAGAUAUAUUACUCCCAAGGACAUUGUUGAGGGUUCACCAAAUCUUAAUCUUGCAUUUGUUGCCCAAAUUUUUCAGCACAGGAAUGGGUUGACUGUGGAUAGUUCAAAAAUGUCAUUUGCAGAAAUGAUGACUGAUGAUGCCCAAACUUCUCGAGAAGAGCGGUGCUUCCGGUUGUGGAUCAACAGUCUUGGCAUAGCUACAUAUGUCAACAAUGUUUUUGAGGAUGUGAGAAACGGAUGGGUUCUUUUGGAAGUUCUUGACAAGGUUUCUCCUGGAUCAGUAAUAUGGAAACAGGCAUCAAAGCCUCCUAUCAAGAUGCCAUUUAGAAAAGUUGAGAAUUGCAAUCAAGUGAUAAAAAUUGGGAAGGAGUUAAACUUUUCUCUUGUAAACGUAGCUGGGAAUGAUAUUGUGCAGGGAAACAAGAAACUUAUACUCGCAUUUCUAUGGCAACUGAUGAGGUUUACUAUGCUUCAACUGUUGAGAAACCUGAGAUCACACUCUCAAGGCAAAGAAGGAAAAGAGAUUACAGACGCUGAUAUCCUGAACUGGGCAAACAAGAAAGUAAAGAAAGCCGGUAGAACCUCCCAAAUGGAGGGCUUCAAGGAUAAGAACCUUUCAAAUGGUAUCUUCUUCCUUGAGCUUCUUAGUGCUGUGGAGCCAAGGGUGGUGAAUUGGGCUGUUGUUACCAAAGGAGAAACUGAGGAAGACAAGAAGCUGAAUGCGACAUAUAUUAUUAGUGUUGCCCGAAAGCUUGGCUGCUCCCUGUUCUUGCUACCUGAAGAUAUUAUUGAGGUAAACCAAAAGAUGAUCCUUAUACUCACUGCUAGCAUCAUGUACUGGAGCCUGCUGCAACAAGCAGAUGAGUCCGAGCAGUUAAAUGUGAACGACGGUAAUGUUUCAGAUGCCAACACAGAAGCUUCCAUGGAUGGGACCAAAUUGUCGUUGGCCAACCAAACUAGUGCUUCGGCAAUGGAGGACAAUGCUUCAGUUCAAAAUGAGGAAGAGUCUCAGGAAGAAACCUCAGCCAUUAAAAGUGCAAAUUCGUAAUAGAGAAAAGAACUACUCACAAAAGCAAACUCAGUAUUUUUAUUUUUUUUACUUUUUGAUUAAAUUUAUUUAUUGAGAGGAUAUAAUACAGGAAGAAAAAUGGUUACAGCUUAGCUUAUUCUACUGUUUGGUUAAUUAUGGUUUGAGGAGAGCCCUAUUAAUUAUGGUGCUCAUAUUACCCUCCUGAGGAAAUUAAAUUGUAGGGUCCUGUAUAUUCAUUUUCUUUAAAUUUUGAACUAGAAAAUUUUGUUAAUUAGGCUAUAUUGUCUUUUGAACAAUUAUUAUUAUAUCAUAUAUACAAUAAUAAUAAUAUGGGAAAGGAAAAAAAAAGGUUAUUAUCCUUAACCCCUUGUUUC
Molecule: messenger RNA, 2709 nt
Organism: Cucumis melo (muskmelon)
Lineage: Eukaryota; Viridiplantae; Streptophyta; Magnoliopsida; Cucurbitales; Cucurbitaceae
Product: fimbrin-5
Exons: 15
Coding region: 281-2353 (690 amino acids)
Biological process (GO): actin filament bundle assembly; actin filament network formation
Cellular component (GO): actin filament; cytoplasm; actin filament bundle
Molecular function (GO): actin filament binding
Source: RefSeq, a predicted model, not a curated record